AUGAAUCCGGGUAAUCAGCAUCAUCGGGGCAUGAGCAUGCAGGGACGGUAUCGAAAUGGCGGCGCCGGAUCAGGAUCUGGGCCAGCAUUGGCCCGUUCAGCUCCGAGCAGCCACAACCGUUCCAGCUGGCACUCACACUCUCACAAUUCUCAUAAUCAACUUAAUCAGCAUAAUCAGCAGUUCAACAAUAAGGAGUACCCCUAUCGUCAAGGAUCCUCCGCACGAUAUCAUAAUGGAGACUCAGGAGUAAGUUCAUCAUCAAACCCUACGGUGAAAGAAGUAUACCAUGGCCCAAAUAACACCAACGUAGCUUACAAGCCCCCGUCGCACACAAACCGUGUCACCCAACCACCCCCGAGUCAGUCAUCGCAACCCUCAUCAUCGUCUCAUUUUCCAUCAGAUCUCACUCUUACUAACCAUCGGCGAGCCAUUUCACCGCCUCCAUUAAGAAUAAAUAUCUGCGGCCAGGAAAGCUCAACGAUGCGUGGUCCAUUAAUGAACCUAAGCCCAUCACUAAGCGUGAACUCUGACCUGGAAUACCGACGGGCUCCGCAGGCGGCGAAUCUCUCCGCAUUGAGCCCGAACGUUCCAAUGCAAUCCCCACCAGCAUACUACCGACAGUCAACACUGGACACACCAGAGGGUCGUAAAAGCGAGUCACCAUCUCGAAAGCGCCGUCGUAUUUCCAGAAACGCCCAAGUGAGCGCCUCCAGUAUGAACGUGGGGAGCAACGGGGGUCCAGUUUCGCUGGCAGGUAACCUGGAGAACCACCCGGGGCACCACCAGCUGGCCAGCCACCAGCAAGAGCCAGCUUCUUCGACCCAAUCCCCGCCUCUGAUGUCGAACGCCGCGCCUUGGGAGCUCUCCGCACCACAAAGGCGUUCUCCGCGCCAACACAUGGCCGUCAGAGGCAGCCCGCCAAUCAGGAACCGCUAUGUGCGGUGCCCAGACCCGCUUUUCCCCAACGGGUACCAGUUUUUCCCGACGGUCCAGCAGCAUCUCCAUGGGGCCCAUCAUAGUUUGCAUAACAGCAAUCACAAUCUCCACUCUGGGAAUCUCCAUGGGCUCCAUAAUACUCAUACGCACCACGGCCUGCAUGGUCAUCAUGGCCAUCAGGGUCACCAACACCCCAUCCAGCAGGGAACUGGACACCACCCGUCAACGGGGACCAACAACUUGGUCGUUGAUGUAAACCAGGUUGGAGUGUCUGGUCUGGGUGUCACUGUCAGUGGAGAAGCCAUCUGGCCUACUACUGGGUUCCACCCCGCCAGGUUGUCCUGCCAUCUUCACGGAACCUACCCGCCGCCCACUACCGCUCAUCCCUUCUCUUACUCGUGCCAGAUUACUCAUCAUCACCACCACACGCAUUAUCCAGCCGGCCCCCCACCACCUGGCCACAGCUUGAUUGCGGCUACCGCAAGAGGAUACGCUGCGCCAUCUGGAGUUCCGACCAUACAUGCCCAUCCACCGCCGCCUGUUCAUACUACACACUAUACGGCCCACCAUCAGAUACCUCAGCAGCGAGAAGUUGACCCGGAAUUGAUCGACGGAUCGCACGUGCACUACCACCACCCGCAUGUCCACCGAGUGGGAGGAAAUGGACCACCCGGGCCCCCACCACCGCAGCCUCAACCCCCACCACCGAUGACGCUGUCCCACUCUUACUCCCCACCGGCGUUGGCGGCCCAGGUGGCGUCACCAUCGCCGAUGUUCCUCCCGGAGACUCGGAACAACCAGAUGGAGCUGAUGCAGCCGCGAACGAGGCGCAGUGCCGUCGGCCGGAAUCAGAACCGCUCGAGACAGAACCCGCAUUCGAACUGGCGACGUGGUGGAGGAGCGCCACCUAUGCCCCCACCUUAUCCCGCAGGACUGUUGUUCCACUUCUUGGCAAUGUUUAGUAAUCCACCAUUAUCGUCAUACAGUCAAACUGAUAUGUCAUCACCGGAGAAUGCAGAAACCGAAAAUUACGAGGCGCUGUUGUCGCUCGCCGAGCGACUUGGAGAGGCUAAACCCAGAGGACUCACACGAGCCGAAGUCGACCAAUUGCCUUCGUAUAAGUUUAAUGCCGAGACUCACCAGGGUGACCAGACUAACUGCGUUGUCUGCAUGUGUGAUUUUGAACCGCCUCAGACACUCAGAUCAAACCGAACAUGUCCAAUUUGCCGUGGUGACGCUGCAGAAUACUACAGCAGCCCAAACGGAGUAAACGGAGGAGGCAGUAGCACAACUAGCGGUGAAUGA
Molecule: messenger RNA, 2241 nt
Organism: Cotesia congregata
Lineage: Eukaryota; Metazoa; Arthropoda; Insecta; Hymenoptera; Braconidae
Source: the annotation of a GenBank genome assembly